UCUCAAAGUACCUUGACAAGAACAAUGAAGACUCAAUCACUGAUUAUUUUGGCAUUAGCUGUUGUUGUACAUUCAGCCCAAACUGAUGAAUCAAAAAAAAAAGAUAAACGUGGUGUUUCUUUCUUUGGAUCACCUGGAGGAUUUGAUAUAUUUGGUGUUGUUCCAUCUUAUAGUAGUGCUUGGGCACCUGGACCUUUUGGUCCUUCAGGCUGGUCUGGGUCAUUUAAUGCUGAUCUUGCUUUGGGUCAAAUCCAAAGUCAGGCAACUCAUGACAUAGCCCAACAAGCUUUGAGAGAUCCAUUUCCAGGAACUCCAAGUAUUGCAUAUACCCCGGAAGUAUUACGAGCUGUGCAACAAGCAAAAGAAGCAAAUAAUAAUGUUCUUAUUGCUCAACAUCGUGUUUCCGAGGUAAAACAAGCUGCAAUAAUUCAACAAAAAAUAGCUUUGGCAAGAGAAGCUGCUGCGCGAGAAGCAACAAAAAGAUGUGAAGAAAUAUUAGCCCACGCACAAGCUGAAGCUCGUGCAAGUGCUCAACAACUUGUAUCACUUCAACAACGUCUUGCAACAUUAAAAGACACUGUUGCAGCUGCACAAAGAGUUGCUGCUGCACGUGAAACAGCUGCUGCAGCUGCUAUACAAAAAAAUGCAUCUGAAACUGCAGCAGAACUUCGUAAACAAGAUGCUGAUAAACAAAUUCAUCAAUCAGAAAAAGAAGCCAAGGCUCGUGAUAUCGUUGCAGCUAAAGAAAAUGCUAUUGCAAAUGCUGUUCAACAACAACAACAACAUAUUUCAAAAGCAGCUUAUCAUCCAUGGGGAUGAUUAAAUAUUUUUUCAAACAAAAAAAAAUAAUAAUACAAUAAAACAUUUAACUCUUCAU
Aphidius gifuensis is the source of this 877-nucleotide messenger RNA. RefSeq lists its product as uncharacterized. The record is from RefSeq and is a predicted model, not a curated record. The coding region runs from base 25 to 819 and encodes 264 amino acids. Lineage: Eukaryota; Metazoa; Arthropoda; Insecta; Hymenoptera; Braconidae. The transcript has 5 exons.